Saprolegnia parasitica CBS 223.65 is the source of this 855-nucleotide messenger RNA. RefSeq lists its product as hypothetical. Lineage: Eukaryota; Oomycota; Saprolegniomycetes; Saprolegniales; Saprolegniaceae. Bases 1 to 843 code for a protein of 280 amino acids. The record is from RefSeq and is a predicted model, not a curated record. The transcript has 2 exons.
AUGACGACGAACUGCUUGGCCGACAACGCCUUCAACCGCACGCUGCGCCUUGCGGAUGGGCGCAUUGUGAGCUACGCCGACGUCGGCGCGCAAGACGGUCUGCCUGUGCUGCUCUUCCUGGGCAUGCACGGCCAUCGCCACGCGACCGUGCUCGUCGAGGCCGUCGCCCGCCAGCGCGGCCUUCGCCUUUCGACGCCCGAGCCGAUCGCCUUCACGCGCAUUGUCCAAGCACUUGUGGACGAGCUGCAAAUCGGUCGCUUUGGCGUCAUGGGGCAGUCGGCGGGUGCACUCUAUGCGAUGGCAGUGGCAUCGCAGAGCCAUUUGGCACCGCGCCUCGUGGCACCACUUGUCCUCCUUUCGCCGUGGGUCAGCCUUCGGAACUCGAGGACGUCCCGCGCUCUGCACGCAGCAUCCUACGCGCCUCGGCCUGUGCUCGCGGCCGCCGUCAAAAUCAUGGACGUCUCCAUGCAAUGGAGCGCUGCGUCGAGCGCGCGAGAUGAGAUGGCCCUUCUCGGCACGGGCGCGUUCAUGCCAUUUGGCGAGCUCCGGGCGCGCGCCGCCACCGAAGCGCACAACGCAUACGGCGACAUACUCUUGUGCCUCGAGAAGGACCCGCGCGGCGUCGGCUACGAUGUCCUCACGGACCUGCGCGUCCCGCUCCACGUUGUCCACGGCGCCGCGGACGGCAUGGUGCCCAUUGACGCCGCCGUCAGCUUUGUCGCGAGCGUCCAGGGCGCCACAAUCACGAUUGUGCCCGAGACGUCGCACGGCUUUACCGACUUUUACAAGACGGGCAUCGAGCCCGCGUUUGAUGCCUUUGCGCCAUCGACAAGCUGCAGUUAGAUAAGAAUUGUA